Perkinsus marinus ATCC 50983 is the source of this 930-nucleotide messenger RNA. Its product is annotated as adenosine transporter, putative. Gene Ontology annotation, biological process: nucleoside transmembrane transport. Gene Ontology annotation, cellular component: plasma membrane. Gene Ontology annotation, molecular function: nucleoside transmembrane transporter activity. The record is from RefSeq and is a predicted model, not a curated record. The transcript has a single exon. The coding region runs from base 1 to 930 and encodes 309 amino acids. Lineage: Eukaryota; Perkinsozoa; Perkinsida; Perkinsidae.
AUGACUGUUGGAGUGGACAAUCCCUGUCCUAGCACAGACCUCGGCAAUGCCCUUGGUAUCGUCUGUGUGGUCAUCCUGGCCUUCGGUCAUGCUAUUAUGGAGUCAACCGCCCUAGGCCUGGCCGCCCUCUGCCCGAAAUCAUGUAUCAAUUGGGUUAUGGUGGGUGAGGGCAUGGCAGGUGUCAUCGGUUGGCCUCUUCUCGAGCUCUUCGACUGCAUAUUUCAGAACGUUCACCGCAAGGACGAAUGGGUCUGUUUGGUAUUCUUCUCGGUCACGUCGGUUCUCACACUCCUCAUCAUGCCUAUGUUCCGUCUGAUCACCUCUAAGGAUCCUCUUAUCAAACAAGUGCUCACCAUAGAGGACCAGAGAAGGAAGGUUGGCAGUUUGAAAGUCCGCCAGACCAGACGUCCUGUGCGUGCGAUUCUCAAGGACCUCGCCCCCAUGGCCUUCUGUGCUUGGUCGGUCCUCACUAUUACGUUCAUAUGCUUCCCCUCCCAAGCCACACUAUGGCAGGCAGGGAAGGGGACCCCGGAGGCUACCGCAAAGUUCAUUCCUCUGGUGACCUUCGUCUACCAGGUGGGUGACACGGUCGGUAGAUUUGCCCCCAACGUUGGUCUGGCCAUCCCCCAGAAAGCUCUCAUCGUUGUCUCUCUUGCCCGAGCGCUCUUCAUCCCCUUAUUCAUCUGCACUACCCUCUACCCCACGGUGAAGCCCUUCCAAUGGAACUGGUUUAAGCAUAUCGAGAUGCUGAUAUUCGCCUUGUCGAAUGGACUGUGUGCGACUCUGUCGAUGAUGUACGGUCCUCAGCGGGUGUCGUCUGACAAGGCCGAGCAAGAGGUUGCUGGUUACACCAUGGCCUUCACUUUGGUCGACGGAAUCUUCGUGGGUGGUCUCCUCGGUACUCUUACUGUAUCGUGUUUGGGUGAAUAG